Molecule: messenger RNA, 2181 nt
Organism: Drechmeria coniospora
Lineage: Eukaryota; Fungi; Ascomycota; Sordariomycetes; Hypocreales; Ophiocordycipitaceae
Product: putative U3 snoRNP protein
Exons: 1
Coding region: 1-2181 (726 amino acids)
Biological process (GO): rRNA processing
Cellular component (GO): sno(s)RNA-containing ribonucleoprotein complex; Mpp10 complex; small-subunit processome
Source: RefSeq, a predicted model, not a curated record
AUGGCGUCCUCAAACACCGAGACGAGCGCCCACGUGGGUGUGCCCUCACUGCUGGAUGCCCUGCAACCGGCCAACCGACAUGUCUUUCUGCAACCUAGCUCGGCGAUACCGGCGGAGUCGUUGAGGCUGGUCAAGGAUACGCUGGAUGCCUUUGCGACGCAGGUUGGCGAGGAACAGGAGCGAAUACUCAAGGAGAGCCGAAAGAGGAAGCGAUGCGGGGAGAAUCUGAGCCAGGCCGGAGAUGUAUUGAAGCUGAGAAAGGUGUACACCGACGGCUUCGAGACGGACCAAGUAUGGCAGCAGGCCAAGAAAAUUAUCGGAUGCGUCUUGCGUUUCUCGGAAGCCGCAUUGGACGACCUGCAGGAGAGGCAGGAAGUUGCUGCUGCUGCCGAUGGAUCCGAUGACGAUGAGUCUGCGUCCCGCAGUCUCGAGCUUGGAUCCGAGCUCGCAGGAGAAGAGGACUCGGACGAAGGAGACGAACUAGGGACCGCCUUUUCCGACGAGGAGGAGGAGGGUGAUGACAUCGAGGGCGAAAACGCAGACCAAGAUGACGAGUUGGAGCUAGGAGAAGAGGAGGAGGAAGAGGAAGAGGAAGAGGAGGGGGAGGGGGAUGAAGAGGAGGAGGGGGAUGAACAAGAGUAUGUCGAAGACCCCAACGGCCUAAACGAUGGUUUCUUCUCCAUCGACGACUUCAACAAACAAUCACAAUGGUUCGAAAGCCAAGACGCAAAGGGAGAUCCCACCACCGACCAGGCUAGCGACGACGAAGAGAUUGACUGGGGCGCCGAUCCAAUGGCUCCUCCGAAACCAGGCGCCAAGUCCAAGAAGUCUUCUGCCGAAGACGAGCCUCCGGAAGAGGAGGAUGAAGAGGACGAGGAGGAUGGACCUACCUUUGGCGACAUGGCGCUCGAUGCGCCUGAAGGAGAAAGCGAGGACGAGUCCAUGGACGAUGUCGAAGACGAUGCCGGAGACUUCAACGCCAAUGAAGUAUACUACAAGGACUUCUUUGCGCCGCCGCCGAGAAAUGGCAAUGGCAAGAAGGCAAGAAGACCUGCCAAGGUCAAGAAAGCGGAGCAGCCUUCGGAGGAAGAUGUCGAGCGGGCCAUGGCCGACGUGAAGCGCGAUCUGUUCGACGACGAGUCGGAAAAUGAAGAUUCGGACGAUGCGCAGUCGGACCUCUCCGCGGGUGACCCCCGUUCGCGACGCUCAGCACACGAGCGUCGUCAGGCCAAGCUGGCCGAGGAAAUCCGCCAACUCGAGGCGGCAUCCGUCGCCAAGCGCGAGUGGACGCUGUCCGGCGAGGCGGCGGCGGCGGACCGGCCGAUGAACUCUCUCCUGGAGGAAGAUCUCGACUUUGAGCACGUCGGCAAGCCGGUGCCGGUGAUUACACCGGAGGUAAGCGAGGGCAUCGAAGAGCUCAUCAAACGCCGCAUCCUCGCCCAGGAAUUUGACGAGGUCCUCCGCCGACGGCCCGAUACCGAGGGCGUACCGGCAGGCACUCGACGAGGCAUGAUCGAGCUCGACGAUAGCAAGCCUAGCAAGGGCCUUGCCGAGGUGUACGAGGAAGAGCACGUGAAGAACGCGAAUCCGGAUUCGUACGUCAGCCAGUCGGACGAGAAGUUGCAACGGGAGGAGAAGGAGGUGGAGAGCAUGUGGCGAGCCGUCUGCGCGCGCCUCGACGCGCUGUCGAGCUGGCACUACAAGCCCAAGCCUGUGGCGCCGUCGCUGUCGGUCGUGGCCGACGUCGCCACCGUCGCCAUCGAGGACGCGCAGCCGUCGACGGCUCAGGGCGUCGCCGGCGAAAGCAGCCGGAUGGCUCCCCAGGAGAUCUACAAAGCCGGGGCCGAGUCGACGGCCAAGGGCGAGAUCGUCACCCGUGCCGGCCUUCCCCUCGCUCGACAGGAGCUUUCGCGAGAGGAGCGUACCCGCCGUCGCCGUCGUCACAAGGAGCGAGUGCGCAAGGCUGGCGGCUCAACGACCCCAGCCGCCGCUGCCAAUGCCGCCGGCUCGAAAGCGGCCGCCGGGAAGGGUAGCUCAAGGGCAACAUCGCAGCGCGAGACUAUGGCGGAACUCAGGAAGGGCGGUGUCAAGGUCAUCAACCGCAAGGGCGAAAUCACCGACGUCGACGGGAACAAGGCCAAGGCGACGCAGGCGGUGUCGAGUGGCAGCUACAAGCUAUAG